AUGGUUGGAGGGUUGUCUCCCGACGCAGAGUCUCCACCGCCUCCCUACUCUCGGCUGUCUCCUCAUGAUGAGCAAAAGCCACUGGAUCUAUCAGAUUCCACGUUGUCUUACACUGAAACAGAGGCUACGAACUCGCCCAACGUCACGCCCGGAGACUUCUCAGAUGCCAGUACAUCGCCCGAUGCCGUGAAGAGGAGCCAUUGGUGCAACGUGGCCUACUGGGAGCACCGGACGCGCGUCGGCCGCCUCUACACAGUGUACGAACAGUCUGUCAGUAUAUUUUAUGACCUACCUCAAGGAAACGGCUUCUGCCUCGGACAGCUAAACCUGGAAAACAGGAGCGAGACUGUGAGAAGGACUCGAAGUAAAAUCGGCUACGGGAUUUUACUUAGCAAGGAACCGGAUGGUGUGUGGGCUUACAACCGCAGCGAGCAUCCCAUCUUCGUCAACUCCCCGACACUGGACAUCCCCAACUGUAGGACUUUGAUAGUGCGCAAGGUGAUGCCGGGCUAUUCCAUCAAGGUGUUCGACUAUGAGAAGUCCUGCCUCCUGCAGCACACGGCCGAUCUGGAUUACGCGGACGGGCCCUACGACCCGAACAGCGUGCGGAUUAGCUUCGCCAAAGGCUGGGGGCCGUGUUACUCAAGACAGUUCAUCACGUCGUGUCCUUGUUGGCUGGAGAUUUUACUCACGCAGCCGGGCUGGCCGGGCGCCUUCCAGCUCCCUUCCCGGCUGGCAUCAGUGAAAGAGUUUUUGUGGGCUGAAAUCUGA
Messenger RNA from Opisthocomus hoazin, 771 nucleotides. The record is from RefSeq and is a predicted model, not a curated record. NCBI's taxonomy places the organism in Eukaryota, Metazoa, Chordata, Aves, Opisthocomiformes, Opisthocomidae.